Lathyrus oleraceus (garden pea) is the source of this 1542-nucleotide messenger RNA. RefSeq lists its product as uncharacterized. The transcript has 2 exons. The coding region runs from base 36 to 1076 and encodes 346 amino acids. NCBI's taxonomy places the organism in Eukaryota, Viridiplantae, Streptophyta, Magnoliopsida, Fabales, Fabaceae. The record is from RefSeq and is a predicted model, not a curated record.
UGUAUUGAAUAAUCUUAUUGUAAUAUUCUCCAUAAAUGAAUGAUAUGGGGACCGAAAGCGACAACUUAGAGAUAUAUGUAUUGGACGAGGUGAAUCACGAAAACGACUUCGUCUUGGAACAGAGCCGAUUUGCAAUCGAAUUGGAGUGGUGCCAACCAGCGAUUCUCUGCUCGUACAAGUCUCACUCCCACUUCCAAUCCCUUUCUGCUUUCCCAUUUGUUCGCAUAAUCGGUACCUUCAAUUCCCCUUUCUCAACUGUUUCCUUUUUAUCAGGAAUGUGGAAUUUUGCAUCAAAUUGUAUUGCUGGAAAUGCGGGACUGAAAAAGGAUUCUCCAAACCCAACUCAUUCCACUUCAGAAUGUUCUGAUGAUGAGACCUCUGUCGUAGGAAGAGAGGAAGGGCUUGAAUGCCCGGUAUGCUGGGAAUCAUUCAACAUUGUUGAAAACGUGCCUUAUGUUCUAUGGUGUGGUCAUACCCUCUGCAAAAACUGUAUCUUGGGACUACAAUGGGCUGUUGUGAAAUUUCCGACGCUGCCGGUUCAACUUCCACUUUUCAUCUCCUGCCCGUGGUGCAGCCUACUAUCAUUCCGUUUAGUUUAUCGGGGAAACCUUAGAUUCCCUCGCAAGAACUACUUUCUUCUUUGGAUGGUCGAGGGCAUGAAUGGUGAUCGAGUAAAAUCUCAUUCAACUUUCUGUGGGGAUAAUCAACAAAAUUGUACAAGCAGGGGCAAUUUAACCUUAGGAGGCCAAGUAAGCCAUAGCAACCUUCAGAGGGGGCAAGUUCACCAUCCAGAUACAUCGAGCUCCAGCCAACGUCAAGGUAAUACCAAUAAUUACCUCAAUAUGGAAAGAGCCCAUAUAUCUCUUCGAAAGUCACUGAUUUUCUUUGUCCAGUUGACAGCUAAGUUCCCAUUGAUCCUUAUAUUUCUUUUGAUUAUCUUGUAUGCAAUACCGGCCAGUGCAGCCAUUUUGGCUAUGUAUAUACUCGUUACAAUUCUCUUUGCACUCCCAUCAUUUCUUAUCUUGUACUUCUCAUAUCCUAGCUUAGACUGGCUUGUCAGGGAAAUCGUUGCUUGAGAUCAUCAUAGGCUAAUUUUACCGCACUCUGUUCCAUGAUUUGCCACCGAUCCUUUAGUCCUUUACAAGCUGUGUCGAUUCUCUUCCAACAUACAGCAUUGCUCAAUUUUAUAUAGUAAUAUACGACUCGAUCUUGAGUUCAGCUAUGGUGGAGUUUGACUGGUUGGUACUGGGUAGGUACAAAAUCAGUUUUUGGCACUAAUACUGUUGAUACCAACCAAGACUGUGGAAUAGGGUGAUGAUAAUGCCUGUGCCGUAUUUCUGAAGGCUAAUAUUUGUUUGACUCAAUUCCAGUUUCACUUGCGGACAAUCGCGGUACUUGGUGACUUCAUUUAUCAAUGUCAUGUCAUGUUUUGUAUGGUAUGGAUAUUUCUUAUAAUUCAGCUUAAAGUUCUAUGUUUGUAAAUUGUAUAUAACAACUGUGUUGUUUGGCUAGUACAUUUGAAGUACUAUCUGCUUAAUUUGA